This is a messenger RNA of Clonostachys rhizophaga, 3480 nucleotides long. The record is from the annotation of a GenBank genome assembly. Lineage: Eukaryota; Fungi; Ascomycota; Sordariomycetes; Hypocreales; Bionectriaceae.
AUGUUUUCCACUUUCACAGGCAACUCACGGCGCCCACGGAACGUCAACCUUAGCGGGCAGACGGGAAACCCAUUCACGAAUACCUCAUGGAGUCCUUCCAACGUUUCGAAUGCCACCAAGGCAGUUUCCGAUGCUCAAGCCGACCGAGAGAAGCGACAAGCCGAGAGACAGCGUUUGAAGGCAGCAUCUACUAUCCAACGUGUUUGGAAAGGUCAUCAGGAACGGCGACAGGUUUGCGAACUGCGUCGGAGGUCGUUCGAUAGCAUAUACGGGGCGGAUCAGAAUAAUUCAGAUAUCUCGAACACGCUGCCGGUGGCUUUCAGCCUCCUGAUUUCCUUCUUCUCUCAUCGUCGCAAGGAUGAUGUUGCUCGGCUCGUUCGAUUCGUAAGGAACUGUAGCAAGGCCAGGCUCGAGGACAUCGUGCCACCGGAUGUGCACCCUUCACGGGUCAGUUUAUUUGUGCGGGCUCUCGUGGACGCAUUGAAGGUGAUAGUAAUAGACAAAAAUUGGCCUGAAAUACUCGAAGUUCUGUCCUUAUCGAACCGGAUCCUCCAACAGCUCCCCGACGCAGUACAUGGAUCUGUCGAAUCAUAUUAUACUGCAUUGGCUAGCAUCUGUCAACUCACCGACGGAGAGUCCACAGUCCUUCCCAUACUUGUAGAUGCCUUCUCAGCCCCACUGCGGGCAGAGUCAAAUCAAGACCUCAAAGAAAAGGCAUAUCGUGCCAUAUAUCUUGAAUUCUUGACUCGACAAAGCAUUCUCAUCUUCGAGGCGAAUAUCGCAGCAUUCUCUGUUGAUCUUGAUAGGAAGUGCUUAGCAUCAACGAUCAUCAAUGGAUAUCUAGGAGCGUUCAGAUCGGUGAGCAAUAGUGAGCUUUUGUGGCUUCUCUCCCACUAUAUUGCUAUCUCUCAAAGCUCCAUCAACUCAACAGAUGAAUUUCUUUGUUUGGAGGCUCUGGAUACACAGCUGUCGGUUUUGAUGGCAGAGAUCAACUCCCGUAUGGAUCUUCGUGUUUCUUCAGACCAAUCGACAGACGAUGAAGCCAACAAUUCGCCAGCACAACCUCUAGAGCCCUACGUAAAGAACACUCUGUUACUUCUCGUCAGCCAAGGUGCUAUUACCAACCUUUUGCGCAACUUGACAGACACUCUAGUAGACUCGUCUAAUGCUCAGUUGCGAAAAGGAAGUGUCUUCGGCUCGUACAUCUCAACCCUUCUACUAUGUUUCCCUGGCCAGGCCGAUGAUGUCCGCAUGCGACUCUUCCUUGGCUCCGUCCCAACGCCAGAAGGGGAUACGCCGACCGUGAAAUUCUUAUGGAACAAAGUGAAAUCGAGUACCUUGCUCAACAACGUCAUCACGGAAUCGCAAUCACCCAUACACCUACUUCGAAACUAUGCUAUUGGAAAUCCUCACUCGACGAAUAGUUCAGAGGAAGAGCAAGAGUGGCGAAUCAUCUUGAUUUUCCUGGAAAUAUACAUCUUCGUACUUCGUCUCAGCGAUGAUGAUGACUUCAUCAGGGCAAUGCAUCCACACAGGUUUUCCAACGCUGACACUUCCCGCAUCCAAGCAUGUGGUCUGAGGAUAGAGGACCUGGAACGUUUGACGACGUUCCUAAAGAAAACGGCAUUUUCGCUCUACUACCACUCACCCCAAAUCUUCAACACCGCCUCUGAACUCGAGAACUACGCGAAUUCAAGAUUAGGGUCAUAUUUGGAAGGCUCUACAUCCAUAUCGAAGGGAGCCGAUGCGGCACCAUCCUCGGGCAUAUUGGCCAAAUCGGACGUUAACCGACUCAAGGAUAUUGUUACUACUACCAUGAAGAUGUUGUAUGAGAGAGAUUCUCGUCAACACUUCCUCCCUGUCAAUCAUUGGUUGAUGACGGACAAAUUAGAUAGCGAAGAUUUUGUCACGGCCGUGAUUGCAGAGGAUGAGCGCCAAGCUCAAGAAGGCGAAGAAGAAAGUGACGAAGACAGUGAAGAGGCAGCACUGGAUGCUCAAUUUGGUCCUACCUUUGAUUUCCGUGGCAUGAGCAGGUUUGCCAACUCUCGUGUUUCGCAUAAUGCGAGACUGGAGAGACUCCGCAUCAAACAAAAACGGCUCCAGAGAGAACGUCGACUUGCAAUUAUUGGUCCUAAACUCGAAGUCUUGAAGCACAUGCCUUUUGUUGUUCCCUUUGAGACAAGAGUCAACCUCUUUCGCCAGUUUAUUAAUCUAGAUCGCAUUCGGAGAGAUGGGGCGAACUUGGCGACGCAAUUCGGAUUUGCCAACGCCCCUUUCGCCCGACACCAAGCAAACAUCCGACGUGGACAGCUAUUUGAAGAUGCCUAUGAGGAAUUCUACAAGCUUGGUGAAGGCUUAAAAGACCCUAUAAGCAUCACAUUUGUGGAUCAAUUUGGAGCACCUGAGGCUGGAAUCGACGGUGGCGGUGUCACAAAGGAGUUCCUCAUCAGUGUGACAACGGAGGCUUUCAGUAAUACAGAAGGCGAACUAGGGAUGUUUACUUCUAAUAACAGAGAACUUCUCUACCCGAACCCAACCGCCGUGGACAAUGUCCGCGAAAUGCAACGCCAGGCCGGUCUCGGGGAGUACGACCCAGAAAUGCGGGAUGCUAUCGCAAAGCUUCUUCGGCGGUACGAGUUUCUAGGCAGGAUUAUCGGAAAGUGUCUGUAUGAGGGCAUCCUCGUCGAUUUGGCCUUUGCCGGCUUCUUUCUUCUUCAAUGGCCAUCUGCAGGCUCAAAUGAGGGAAACACGUACAAGGGGAGCAUCAACGACCUUCGGGAUAUGGAUGAGUCUUUGUAUAAUGGUCUUCUCCAGCUGAAAAACCAGUCAGGCGAUGUAUCGGAGCUAGGCUUUGAUUUCACGAUCACGGAUCAGGUUUCUUUGCCCGGCGAACCACUCAAGACAGUGACCAGAAACUUGGUGCCAAAUGGUGAUAAGACUCAAGUCACAAAUGACAACCGCCUCUUGUACAUCUCGUAUGUCGCUCGGCAUCGUCUUGUUGUCCAACCAGCACAACAGACUGCCGCUUUUCUUCGCGGGCUCCGCACUAUUAUCCGCCCUUCAUGGCUAUCGAUGUUCAACCAGUCUGAACUACAGCGCCUCGUGGGCGGCGAUUCAUCAGAAAUAGAUAUCGAGGACUUACGGCGCAACACUGUCUAUAGCGGCCUGUACGAAAUUGGCGAUGAUAAACAAGAGCACCCCACAAUCGAGCUGUUCUGGAAGGUCAUGAAGGGUUUUACAGAUGCUCAACGACGAGAUGUGCUGAAAUACGUGAGCUCAACGCCACGGGCGCCUCUGCUAGGCUUCUCACAGCUGAGGCCCAAAUUCAGUAUCAGGGACGGCGGUAGAGAUGAAAAGCGGCUGCCCAGCACAAGCACAUGUGUCAACUUGCUGAAACUCCCACAGUACAAAACCGAGGCAAAGAUGCGGGAGAAGCUCCUGUACGCCAUCACAUCUGGGGCCGGGUUUGAUCUCAGUUGA